Molecule: messenger RNA, 4431 nt
Organism: Manis pentadactyla (Chinese pangolin)
Lineage: Eukaryota; Metazoa; Chordata; Mammalia; Pholidota; Manidae
Gene: SEPHS1
Product: selenophosphate synthetase 1
Exons: 9
Coding region: 1573-2751 (392 amino acids)
Biological process (GO): L-selenocysteine biosynthetic process
Cellular component (GO): cytoplasm
Molecular function (GO): ATP binding; selenide, water dikinase activity
Source: RefSeq, a predicted model, not a curated record
AUGGAGAGCGCCCGCGCCGCGGUGGCCAUCCCUUUGUUUAUUUCCUGGGUUUAGGAGCUUGAGGAUAGGUAGUUAUCCGGCCGGGCUGCACCCGCCUCCAUCCCCACUUACCGGGCUCCCCGAGCUGUGCGGCCCGCUUUGCGAACUCGUGUAAGAAAUGUAAACGUGGCCAAGAAGGAAAGGGUUAACGGUUGUCUUUAAAUAUUCAUGUCAUUGUUUUAAAGGUGUAAACAUGAGGCUUCUGGGUUGGAGCUGACUGCCCCUAACUAUGCACAUUUACUCCCCCCCAUUAAUUGCUCAUUCCCCGAAGCAGUUCCCCCUUCUCAAAUCUUGCAAAAACAAUGUAAGUUUUGAAGGUUCGAUGUGAGAGAGUGGUUUGUGUCCCUCGAUCCAUUUGGAAUCUUAAAACUUCUGAGUCCCUUCUGGACUCAGGGUAUUUUUUAACUUUUUUCUCCCAUAAAAGUCUGGAAAGACACAAAUUAUGUUUAAAAGGAAGUAGUCCCCGCAAUUCCACAUUCCCCUCCCCGCUUUUAUUUUCUUGGCUAGGGAUUGGAGGUAGGAAAAUAACUGAUGCCUAGUGAGUUGACUUUUUUUCCUGGUGAGAGUGAGGCCGUGUUAAAUGCGGGGUGUUUUGUGAGGAAAGGACUGAUGCUUCUGUUCCAAACCCUUCCGAGUCAAUAUUGGACUUUUCAUAACUCUAAAAUGGCUUCAAAAUGACCAUCUCCGUAACUUGUUUAACUCUCCUGCCGCUCGCCUUUUGGACAGGUUUUUUUCUUGAGGUUUUGGCGGGCCUACUCCUCUACAGUUGUAGAUUUCAGACUGAAAUCACUGCUUACCCCAAACAUGUUUUUGUAAAGACAGUUUGGAUUACUGCCCAAACUCGGACUUUGUAAGAUUCAUUUCCAGUGAGCGAUGUGCUUCCCAGGGGAUCCAAAACUCCAUAAAGGGGAAUUGUUUUCUUAAUCAUUAAUUUAUAGAAGAAACUGACCCUAAAACUUGGGGUGUCUGUCAAUCUAUGCCCAAUAAGGUAUCAAUCUGGAGGUUUGUAAACCUUGGGGCUCAUGUAAGUUUUUGGUUUAGCCCCAAAUGCUUCAAACUUAGAAGGGAUUCCAGUUCUAGGAACUAUCAGUAGUACCAAGUACCAUAAAUGCUAAUGUUGUAGAGCUGUUUAUCAUUUUUUUUCUGCAAUGAAAUAGUAAUGAGCAGUAGCAUAUUUUGUCAAUGAUGUGUGGGUACUAGUUUGUUGAGUGGGUUGUUUGCUUUCUAGGAAAUACCACUGCAUGAAAACAUCAGAGAACUUUCCACUCUCUCUUGAAAAAAAUGAGUCUUGCUGUAUUAAACAGCCAUUUCAGUUUUCAAGUUGUGUUCCUUAGUGAGGUUUCCUAUUAGUUUUAGGUCACGUUGCUUACUUCUGGCUCAGUAAAAUCAUGCUUUUCUAAAACUGAAUUUACCAUCAUGAAGGAUUUCAUUAAAUGCAUUUCCAUCAACUUGGCUUGGUAUGUGAACCAUUAAACCAGCUGAUAGGAGAGGGAGGGGAGGAGCCCAGCUGCAAGGUACUUGUGGCCAAGAACCAUGUCUACACGGGAGUCCUUUAACCCGGAAAGUUAUGAAUUGGACAAGAGCUUCCGGCUAACCAGAUUCACUGAACUGAAGGGCACUGGCUGCAAAGUGCCCCAAGAUGUCCUGCAGAAAUUGCUGGAAUCCUUACAAGAGAACCACUUCCAAGAAGAUGAGCAGUUUCUGGGGGCAGUUAUGCCAAGGCUUGGCAUUGGAAUGGAUACUUGUGUCAUUCCUUUGAGGCAUGGCGGUCUUUCCUUGGUUCAAACCACGGAUUACAUUUAUCCUAUCGUCGAUGACCCUUACAUGAUGGGCAGGAUAGCAUGUGCCAAUGUCCUCAGUGACCUCUAUGCAAUGGGGGUCACAGAAUGUGACAAUAUGCUGAUGCUCCUCGGAAUCAGCAAUAAAAUGACCGACAGGGAAAGGGAUAAAGUGAUGCCCCUAAUUAUACAGGGUUUUAAAGAUGCAGCAGAGGAGGCAGGAACGUCUGUAACAGGUGGCCAAACAGUGUUAAAUCCCUGGAUUGUUUUGGGUGGAGUGGCUACAACUGUCUGCCAGCCCAAUGAAUUUAUCAUGCCAGAUAAUGCAGUGCCAGGGGAUGUGCUUGUGCUGACGAAACCUCUGGGAACACAAGUGGCUGUGGCCGUACACCAGUGGCUGGACAUUCCUGAAAAAUGGAAUAAAAUUAAACUAGUGGUCACCCAAGAAGAUGUAGAGUUGGCAUACCAGGAGGCGAUGAUGAAUAUGGCAAGACUCAACAGAACAGCUGCAGGACUCAUGCACACGUUCAACGCCCAUGCUGCCACUGACAUCACGGGCUUUGGGAUUUUGGGUCAUGCACAGAACCUGGCCAAGCAGCAGAGGAACGAGGUGUCCUUUGUGAUUCACAACCUUCCUGUCCUGGCCAAGAUGGCUGCUGUGAGCAAGGCCUGCGGAAACAUGUUUGGCCUCAUGCAUGGGACCUGCCCCGAGACAUCAGGAGGCCUUCUUAUCUGUUUACCACGUGAGCAGGCGGCUCGGUUCUGUGCAGAGAUAAAGUCCCCCAAAUAUGGGGAAGGUCACCAAGCAUGGAUUAUUGGCAUCGUAGAAAAGGGCAAUCGCACAGCCAGGAUCAUAGACAAGCCCCGGAUCAUCGAAGUGGCACCACAAGUGGGCACUCAAAAUGUGAAUCCCACACCUGGUGCCACUUCUUAAUCUAGACAGAAAUUACUAUUUGGUUUUGUUUUUAAAUAGAUCUAUUUCCUUUUUCAUCAAUUCAAUUAAAGACUAUAAACAAUAAAAUCUCAUUGUGUCUACACAUAUGGUGACCUUAGGUCAAUUUGUGAAUGGAUGCAAUUAAUAAAAUAAAAAACAUUAACUUUUUUUCCUGUUACAUUAACUGAAGAUGCACCUAAUCUUGAGGCAGCUUCUGAGUUGAGACUUAUAUUGUUAUCCAAUACUGUUGAUUCAUUUUGAAUCUUUAGACACUUAUCUCUUGCCGCAUAGGCUCUUUUUAAAGGUGCUUUCACACAGCACAGACAUUACCAAUUGUAGUGUCAAAUAGCAGUUAGUACCUUUUCAUUUUAUGUGUAUUUAUCAUUAUCGGUCUGAUUUUUUUUAAGUGUCUAAAAUGGUAUUCUGGAAAGACAAUUGGUAAGUGACACAGUGGUAUCCCUAUAGUAAGAGGGUUGCAUGAUUCCUUCCCAGUCUUUGAUUUGUAAAGCCGAGUCUUCAAAGUCAAGAGCAUCUCUUUGAUCCUGUUCAUUUCCCAAUACUGCACUCAGUUAAACAAGGCAAGUGCUUAACUCUGCAUGGAAAGCACUUUGAAGACAAGACAUUUUUUUUUUGUAGCCUUCCUAAUAUUUACAUUAAUACCAACUUUUCUUUAUUGAUAGCAAAAGAUACUUUUUGCAAUGUAAUUAGAUGUUCUAUAGUGCAACAAGGAAUUGCCUUCCAAAAGGGGGUUCAUGUAUAAUAGUCAUUUACAAUUCAAUAUAUAAUUAAUGACACAUAAUUUUUAAAUAUAAUCAAUAAUAAAAGCUGUUCUGUGAAUGGUAGUGUUUAAUACAUUUUAUAUUUUGUAUAGUGAUUUUAGGCCUUUUGUUUUCUUAAAACCAACUAUUUAGCCUAAUUCUUAGCAUUAUUUUGUCCUUUGCGCAAGUACUUUUUUGUGCACGCUUUUUGUGAUCUGUGUUAAAAAGCUGCAUUGCCAACACUGCAGCUCAACCUUAAACUUGUUAUUCAAAUAAAUAUUUAAUUUUUUUUAUUGCUAUUGUAUAAUCAGAUGCCCCUUUUAGUGUUAUUUUAGAAGCAUUGGGAGGGCUUUGGCUAAAAUACAAUUUAUUGGGGAAAACUAGAUUUUAGUUUUAUAAAACUUUCAAGUCUUUAAUGGGACCUAUAUUUUCUUGAAUUAAAUUUUGUAGUUCUAGAAUAAAUAGGUGAUCUAAAAGGGUGUUUAUCUGUGUUACUUAAAAACAGAGGCUUCCUUACCUUUUAACCUACUAAACGAUUAGGAGGGAUCCUGUCCUUAAGCACAAGUGCACUGACUCAAGUGUCUGCCUAAGAGAAAAGCACAUCACUGCAAGUUUCUGAACACUUCCCGCUUACAGGCACCAAAGCCAAGUGAACAGAUGACCUUGCCAAAGGAAGCCACUCAGUUUGAGAACUCGGAGAUGAAGCCACUGGAAGAGGCUUUGCCUCGGAUGCAUCCUCCUUUAGGAGCCCGCCUGUGACUGGGGCUCAAGCCACAAGGUCGGUGUGCAGGACCUGGGAGGCUGCAACAGAACUGAAAGUGACUGGACAUUUGAUAGGGAUUUAUGCAGAUGCUGAUUCUCAAAAGCUACAAACCAGUGGUCUACAAAAUAAAAUGUGUUGGAACCCUCUGAGUAAAAUGAA